AUGGGAUCCUACCAGCAUCAACUUUGUUCAAUCAGGCGUCGGCAGCACCGUUCAGCAGUGACAGACCGGGAAGCCUUGCUGGAACUGAAGGCCAUCGUAGGCCAGCAAUCAAGCAGGUUGUCCACCUGGAACACUAGUGCUAGCCUAUGCCUCUGGCCAGGGGUAACAUGCAGCCACAGGCACAGGGGCAGGGUCUCAGCACUUGAUCUCAGCUCUGCCGCCCUUGCAGGCACCAUACCUGCGUCCGUUGGCAACUUGACAUUCCUGACAAGCCUUGACCUUAGCCAAAACAUGCUGCAAGGUGAAAUCCCUGCAACUGUUGGCCGCCUACACCGGCUGCAAUAUCUUGACAUCUCAAACAACUCACUCCAGGGUGAGAUCUCAGCUGGCCUGAGGAACUGCAGCAACCUUGUGAGAAUCAGGCUUGGCAAGAACCAGCUAACGGGAGGAAUCCCAGAUUGGCUUGGAGGCCUGUCAAAGCUCCAAGGUGUGCUGCUGGGGCCGAACACUCUCACAGGGGCAAUCCCCCAGUCACUCUCCAAUCUUUCUUCUUCCCUGAGGGAAAUCAACCUUGGGACCAACCACCUCGAGGGCACCAUCCCUGAGGGCUUUGGUAGAAUCCAUGGACUCGAGUCAUUCAUAGUGGCAGGAAACCAUAUCUCAGGCACCAUCCCUCCAGAUCUCCUUAAUGUGUCCUCACUGAUAAUGCUUGCGGUGUCUGACAACACGAUGCAUGGUACACUACCAUCUGACAUGGGGGCUGGCCUACCCAUGCUCAGAUAUCUCUUCCUGAACAUGAACCACUUCGCUGGAGGAGUUCCAUCUUCACUUGGCAAUGCAACCAUGCUCUAUGUGCUAGAUCUCAGUGUUAACAGCCUCAAUGGUACCAUACCACCAGGGAUAGGAAAGCUUUGUCCAGAUACCUUAACUUUCGAUGGCAACAUGCUUGAGGCAAGCAGCGCCCAGGACUGGGAGUUCAUCACAUACUUUAGAAAUUGCACCCGCCUACGUCUCCUCAGCCUCCAGUACAACAUGCUUGGUGGUGAGCUGCCAAGUUCCGUCUCCAAUCUUUUAUCCCAGCUUCAGUUGCUGUACCUCUCAGCAAAUGAGAUUUCUGGUAAGAUACCACUCGAUAUUGGCAAUUUGGCUGGCCUACAAGCACUGAAGCUAGACUACAACCAAUUUUAUGGGGUUUUGCCUGAUAGCAUUGGAAGGCUAUCAGCCCUGAAACUCUUGCAGUUUUCAAACAAUAACCUGUCAGGAAAUCUGCCUUCUUCAAUCGGCAACCUAACACAACUACAAAUACUGCUCGCAUAUAAGAACACCUUUGAGGGGCCACUUCCAGCCAGCCUUGGCAACUUGCAACAGCUAAAUGGUGCUGGCUUGUCCAAUAACAAGUUUACUGGCCCUUUGCCUAGAGAGAUUUUCAACCUGUCAUCCUUGACAGAUGAUCUUUAUUUGUCCUAUAAUUACUUCGUUGGUUCUCUCCCACCAGAAGUUGGAAGUCUUACAAACCUUGUACAUCUGUAUAUCUCUGAGAACAAUUUAUCUGACCCUUUGCCUGAUUCACUUGGCAACUGCUUAAGCAUGAUGAAGCUUCGAUUGAAUGGUAACUCCUUCAGUGGUGCCAUCCCUACAUCCUUUAGUUCAAUGCGUGGCUUGAUACUGCUAAAUUUAACAGAUAACAUGCUCUCAGGAAAGAUUCCUGAAGAGUUGUCCCGCAUAAGUGGUUUAGAAGAAUUGUAUCUUGCUCACAACAACCUUUCAGGACCAAUCCCUCAGACCUUUGGAAAUAUGACCUCAUUGAACCAUCUAGAUGUGUCUUUCAACCAACUGAGUGGCCAAAUCCCAGUACAGGGUGUGUUUACUAAUGUGACAGGCUUCUCUUUUGCUGAUAACGAUGAACUCUGUGGAGGCGUCCAGGAGUUGCAUUUGCCAGCUUGCCCAAACAAAACUUUGUGGCACAGUCAAAGAAAGCAUCAUAUCAUUCUUAAAGUCGUGAUUCCAGUUGCAGGUGCACUGGUGUUAUUCGUGAUCUUAGCAAUUCUUGUUAGAACCUUGCAAAAGAAAUCAAAAGCUCAAUCAGAAGCUGCACUGGUGACAGUAGAAGGUGAUCUCCAAUUGAUGGAUGGCGUGUAUCCAAGAGUUUCCUAUGCAGAUUUAGUACGUGGAAUAGAUGGAUUUCUAAGCAAUCGGAUUGGUACAGGGAGGUAUGGAUCAGUGUACCAGGGGAGCUUGGUGAUUAAUGACGCAACAACUAUUGUUGCUGUGAAGGUUUUUGAUCUCCAACAGUCGGGCCCUUUGAGAAGCUUCAUGUCAGAGUGUGAGGAACUUCGUAAGGUUCGGCAUCGUAACUUGAGAUUGAACAUUGCUAUUGACACUUGUGAUGCGAUGGACUACCUGCAUAAUAGUUGCCAGCCACCGAUAGUUCACUGCGACUUAAAGCCGAGCAACAUCCUUCUCAAUGAAGACUUUGAUGCUCUUGUCGGAGAUUUUGGAAUUGCGAAGAUUCUUAGAGACUCAACAGGCGACCCCCCAACCAUGAACUCCAGAAGCUCCACUGGCACCGGGAUAAGAGGAACAAUUGGAUAUGUUGCUCAAGAAUAUGGGGAAGGUCACCGAGUUUCCCCAUGCGGAGAUGUUUACAGUUUUGGAAUUCUACUCCUGGAGUUGUUUACUGGAAAGGCUCCUACCAAUGACAUGUUUGCAGAUGGCCUGAGCUUGCAGGGCUACGUCCAGGCUGCAUUCCCAGAUCAUCUGAUGGACAUUGUAGAUCCUGCUAUUGUAGCAGUAGAAGAAAACCAUGCGUUUGAUGUGCACAACGGAACCAGCAACGGUCCGCAGGGACAAAUCAACAGCAUCCUGGUAUCUGUUACUGGGCUGGCACUGUUGUGUACUAAGCAGGCACCGGGCAGAAAGGAUAUCCAUGAGAAACGCAGACACUGA
Molecule: messenger RNA, 2946 nt
Organism: Miscanthus lutarioriparius
Lineage: Eukaryota; Viridiplantae; Streptophyta; Magnoliopsida; Poales; Poaceae
Source: the annotation of a GenBank genome assembly